Molecule: messenger RNA, 2562 nt
Organism: Armigeres subalbatus
Lineage: Eukaryota; Metazoa; Arthropoda; Insecta; Diptera; Culicidae
Gene: alka
Product: glycine receptor subunit alpha-4
Exons: 8
Coding region: 967-2343 (458 amino acids)
Biological process (GO): nervous system process; signal transduction; chemical synaptic transmission
Cellular component (GO): neuron projection; plasma membrane; synapse
Molecular function (GO): transmembrane signaling receptor activity; chloride channel activity; transmitter-gated monoatomic ion channel activity involved in regulation of postsynaptic membrane potential
Source: RefSeq, a predicted model, not a curated record
CUGACUAGUGGACGACUUAAGUGCCCCGCUACAUAGAACAGACCGCGUCGUCGCAACCCUGCUCAAUGCUGCCUAGCCUCCCUGUUGGUUGGGGAUUCAAGUUUUUCUUUCCAAUUCGGUCUGCUACUGUUUAUUUGCGGAUUUUCCAGUGAGACUUCGAUUUGUGUUUUGUUCGACUCGCAAGCCCCAACGAACCGCUGUUCGGUGGAAAGCCAGCGCCAGGAGAGCUUUCAGUUCGCGGUCGGCCGUUCAGCAGUUUGGCAGUGCGCGAGUGAAACGGGAAAAGCAUUGAAUGGAACCGUUGUGGGUCGUCGUCGGUUCAUUCACACGUGCCUUACUAAUAGAUAAGGAUCCUUGAUAGAGUGAGAGCAUUUUAGCCUUUCCGACGGUAUGAGCAGUUGGCGAUAAAACCUAGACCGCAAAAGUGUGAAACGUAGCGAUCCUACGAAAACGACAUCGGCGACCGCCAACCAGGUGAGGAGUGUACCAUUUCCGGUCGUUUAAAACGUAAAGGAAAAGUGUUGAAAGAACCACAAAGCAAAGAAAAGCGAUCCAAAAUAUUUACGCAAUGAACGAACUCCGGCACCGGUGGGUAAUCAACGGCGGAAGGAAACUACUUCCAGUGAAUUGAUUCCCAGAGUGUGUGUGUAUGGGCACGCGUGUGGGAGAGGCGUGAGUUUGAACGUGGACGGAAAACUAGGCCCGCGUCCGAGAGGGCGGGAAUAAAUAAUAGUUCGACAUAAUCCGUCUGAUAAUUAAUCAACCCAACUAUGCGAUGAUUAUACGCGCCAGUGCGACGAUUAGGACCACCUUGACCACCAGCACAACCGUAACGGUCGACGACGACAACGACACCUACACUUCCGAAUCCCGGGAGAUUUCCGCUGUCGGCGACAUCUCCGCCCCAACCACCACCGUCGGCUCUAGCACCCUGUACUGGAAAACGGUUGUAAGCAUUGCAGCAGCAUGGUCUCUGUCACGCGGAAUGCGAAGGUUAUUUUUGGAGGAGCGGUACUGCUUAUUUUGGGCUUCCUGAAAGAAGUGAUAGCUGCAAAAAACUACACAUUAAAACCGAGGGUGGUUUUACCCGAUGACUACGUCAAAGAGGUAAGACCACCCUCGAAAAAAGGCACCCCCGUAGUGGUAGAAUUCAGCAUAUUCGUCGUCGACAUCAACUCGAUCAACGUGGAGGACAUGGAUUUCAGAGUAGAUAUGUUCGUGCACCAGAAGUGGGUCGAGUCGCGGCUGGACUUGCAUGACGACAUCUUCGAGGAUGGCGACGAUCACGUUAUACUUCCGCCCGAGUUUUUCGACAACCUCUGGCAGCCGGAUCCGUACUUUCUGAACUCGAAAAUAUCAGAAAUUGCGACCCUCACGCACAAGUUCUCCUCGGUGACGCUGUACAAAAACUCAACCGUACGGUACGCCUGCAUGAUGCACGCCAUUAUUGCCUGCCAGAUGGAGUUCCAGCUGUACCCGAUGGACAUCCAGAUCUGUCCGAUCUACAUCGAGAGCUUCUCCUAUCACAAUCAGAAAAUCCGCCUCAAAUGGGCCGACAACGGGGUCACCAUCAACCCGGAGCUCAAGCUGCUGCAGUACAACCUGGGGCAGCCGCUGCAGCUGGAGGAGAGUGACGGCUACAUGCCGGAGAAAUACGGAAACUUCUCCCGACUGGCGGUGUAUUUCCGUUUCGAGCGGCAGAUUGGCCAUCACCUGAUCCAAACAUUCGCCCCAUCGACGUUGGUGGUGAUGCUAUCGUGGUUCAGUUUUUGGCUGGGUCUCGAUGCCAUUCCGGGCCGGGUAACGCUACUGGUGACGUGCAUGCUGACACUCGUGACGAUGUUCACCGGAAUGAGAGCGGAUAUUCCUCCGGUGGCGUAUGUGAAGGCACUGGACCUAUGGAUGGCGGGUUGCAUGAUGUUUGUGUUUUCAGCACUGGCUGAGUUCGUGGUUGUCAAAGUGCUGGACGUGCAAUACCAGUACCAGGUGAACAAGGUACCGAAAGUACUUCCAAUGCGAAUCAGUGCCAUGGAGAAGGGUCAAUGCACCACGGUGGCCAACUGGGAGGGUGGAACGGUCAACGUUCGAACGCGAAAGCCAACCCAAACACCAACUACACCCGGUCAGACGUCGCUGCAGGGCAACGGAGGCCCGCAACCGCCGCCUGCCAAACAGCCAACGCGACGGCAAAGCAUUCUGUCGGUGGCGUGGACCGACACGGACACCGGCAUCGAAAAGAUUAUGUGGCGUGAGAUUGACAAAAUGUCGCGUGUGAUAUUUCCGGGCUUGUUUCUCGUGUUCGUCAUACUGUACUGGCCGAUACUGAUUUUCAAGACGUCCUGAUCGACGAUGGAGCUGUAAAAACCUGCGUUGCAAACAAUUCUUAUCUAGAGUUACCCUUGCCCGAUGCAAUUUCACCCGCGCCCCUGUAUGCUUAUUACUUUAACAAAUCUUUCUAUAUGACUAUAAUCAAUACUAAUUUACUAUUUAUUCAACGACUCAUAGCGAAGAUAAGCUUAGCUAGUUUUCAUUUUCGAAGACGAACGAUGUAUCUUACAGAGA